AAUUAGCAUUAGUAUUGAUAGGAAUUCUUGUAUUUGUGAUAUUAUAUAUCAGUAGAAUAAUUUCUGUAUUAUGAAUUAAACAUAUUGUAUAUUGUGAGGUAACUUGUAUUAUACAUCUUUUCCAUUGUUUAUUCUGUACACAUGACAUCUGUCCAUCCUGAUAGAGGGAUCCUCCUCUGACGUUCUCCCUAAGGUUUCUUCCCUUUUUUCCCCAUGGAAGGGUUUUCAAAUUUUUCCUGUGCGGGUUGGGGACCAAGGAUGUUGCAUGUGUACAGACUGUAAAGCCCUCUCAGGCAAAACAUUUUUUUAAAUAUCAAUUAAAAUGUGAUAAAUGUGGUAAAAAAAAGAAAAAUAAUAAACUUUCACCAGGUACCCUUUAUGACAGGAUUACAAUGCAAAUGUAGCAGGUGGAAGCGAGCCAGAGAUGAAUGAAACAGGGAGAAAGAAUGAGUCACGACGUACAAAGAGAGAGAGAGAGAGCGAGAGAGAGAGAGAGGCCAAUGCAGUGAGAGGGAUGUCACAUGGAGGUAGAGCGAGGUAGGACGAGAGGCAGCCACGCAGCAAGAAAGGGAGGCCGGGGGCUGUAAGAUGGUUGUUUCCCCAUCAUGAGUUCGCACACAGCCCUGCCUCUUCCUCUGCUACGUCAGCGCUGAGCGGGGGGGAGCAGGACUACCCCGGCGCCGGCAGGAGGAAAGGAGCACUCCAGCCUGCAGGAGGCUGGCUGCUGCGUCUCGUCAGUGGACCUCCCGGGAUCUUGUGUCGACAUCACUGAGCUCUUUUUUUUGGGGGGGGGGAAAAAAGGAGCUGGACUGCCAAAGGCACAAAGGACUCAAGCUCUUCGGAACUGUUCUUCUUAUCGCCGUCAAUCAUUCAGCUGUCAGGCUGGGUGUCCGAGUAUCAUUUUCAGGAUACAGCUGUGCACUCAAGCUGGAGGUCAAACAGACUGAGGACUGGCUCCAGCAAGCAAUCAACUCCUAAAGGCUUCGGACUAAAGCAAAUGGCUUCUGGAGUUGAUCCAAGAACCUGGACUUUUGAAAGCCGAACUGCAUUUGCACUUGUUGACAAAGAUCGGAGGCUGAUGAGUAACAAAAGGUCUUUCUGAUUGCGUUCACUGGGGAUGCUGACAAAUAGUUCCCUCAUCCCUGCUGACUCACCCUUGGGCCAAAGAUGUCGCUCCACAUUCCAGUUAAAAGAUAAGCAAUCAGUGACAAUCUUCUACUUGUUUUACCUUGGCACAUUUGAUGACAUGGCAGUAGCUGAUUACCUUUCAUUCAAUUUUCCUCAGAGGUAAGAAGAUAUGUAUUAUAUUCUUUGAGAGUGGAUCAACUGUGCAUUCACAAAUACGGUGUCUCUGGUCUUCAAGCACUUGAACCUUCCCUUUUUAAACCAAGAACGACCUUCUUCAGUACUCCCCUGCGCACUUCAUUUAGGAAGGGACAACUGGAAUAAAGUUUAGGGUUUUUUGGACACAUGAGACUCAUUUCUUCCCGUUUUACACUUGGAUCCUAUUUCACAUACUAUGGGAUAACAAAACAUUGAACUUAGUGCUGGACUAACUCAAAGUCCAACAUGGUGGUGACUCAUCUGGAGCUGGAGCUACGGUACCAGGGCCGGAAGUUACGUGGCGUGACAUGGAAAUUGACCCGGUCUGAACAUGGAUUCAUACCAGAGAGCUCCUGGCUCAUUGCUGCCCAGGUUAUUUUGCCGUACCUGGUGUCAGGACUCGGACUGGUCUCCGCUGGUAUUGUUAUGGACCUUAUACAACACUGGAAGGUGUUUAAGGUAAUAACAGAGGUGUUCAUCCUGGUGCCUGCGCUGGUCGGACUCAAAGGAAACCUGGAGAUGACCCUGGCUGCUCGCCUUUCCACCGCGGCCAACACAGGCCAGAUGGACGAUCCCGAUAAACAGUGGACCAUGGUGUGCAGCAAUCUGGCCCUGAUACAGGUCCAGGCCACGGUGGUGGGUUUUCUGGCGGCCGUAGCGGCCGUGUGUUUGGGGUCGUUUUCCAGAGGGGGGGUUGAACUGGACCAGGCAGCUGUCCUCUGUGCCAGCAGCAUCACCACAGCCUUCGUCGCCGCUCUUUCCUUAGGCCUGGUGAUGAUCGGAGUGAUCAUCGGCUCCAGGAAAGUGGGCAUAAACCCUGACAACGUAGCCACACCCAUCGCUGCCAGCCUGGGCGAUUUGAUCACCCUGUCCCUGCUGGCCGGGGUCAGCAGCACACUCUACGAAUACAUCGAUGUAUGGUACCUGUCCCCCCUGGUGUGUCUGCUCUUUCUGGCUCUGAUCCCAAUCUGGGUGGCAGUGGCCCGACGGAGCCCUCAGAUCCGGGAGGUUCUCCGCUCGGGGUGGCAGCCUGUGAUAGUGGCCAUGUCCAUCAGCAGUUUCGGAGGCCUAAUACUGGACAGGACAGUGAGCGAUCCCAACUUUAAGGGCAUGGCGGUCUUCACGCCCGUCAUCAACGGAGUGGGUGGUAACUUGGUGGCCAUCCAGGCCAGCAGGAUCUCAACCUACCUGCACUUCUGGAGCAUCCCCGGGGUGCUGCCCUACAAGAUGAGGCAGCACUGGCCCAAUCCCUGCAUCACCUUCUUCUCCUCAGGGUUGAACUCAAAGUCUGCGCGGGUGCUCCUGAUGCUGGUGGUCCCUGGUCACAUGGUCUUCCUCUUCGCCAUCUCUUUGCUGCAGGGAGAGGAGGCUCCCAUCACGGUGGCCUUCACCGUCUGCUACCUGUGUGCCGCUCUGCUCCAGGUGACCAUCCUCCUUUACAUUGCUGACCUCAUCAUCCGUGCGAUGUGGAGGCGGAGCCUGGACCCCGACAACUUCUCCAUCCCCUACCUGACUGCUUUGGGGGACCUGCUGGGGACGGGCUUUCUGGCCCUCUGCUUCCGCAGCGUCUCCCUGGUUCAGAGCCUGGGUCUCUGAAGGUUUCCCCUUGACCCCGGAACUCUUUAGCCAGCCACUUUCCUUUAGUUAUUAAGUUAUUUACAUUCACACAGAGAUGCUUUUGAUUGGACAAUAAAGCAUUUUUCACUGGGUCAGUCAGCCCAGUGAAAAAUGUUGCAACAAUGUUGCUUUUCUUUGCACAUAAUAAAUGUGCCACUUGCAAAGGAUUCUUAUUGAAGGUACAACUUCUGAAAUGAAGAGAUUGAGAUAAAGCUUUGAUGUUAUUACUCUUUAGGCUGAUUAUUUUUAAAUCCC
Pungitius pungitius (ninespine stickleback) is the source of this 3195-nucleotide messenger RNA. RefSeq names its product solute carrier family 41 member 1 (gene slc41a3). Bases 1570 to 2919 code for a protein of 449 amino acids. Gene Ontology annotation, biological process: monoatomic cation transport. The transcript is spliced from 10 exons. Lineage: Eukaryota; Metazoa; Chordata; Actinopteri; Perciformes; Gasterosteidae. Gene Ontology annotation, cellular component: plasma membrane. Gene Ontology annotation, molecular function: monoatomic cation transmembrane transporter activity. The record is from RefSeq and is a predicted model, not a curated record.